This is a messenger RNA of Plasmopara halstedii, 1689 nucleotides long. RefSeq lists its product as uncharacterized. Gene Ontology annotation, molecular function: cysteine-type carboxypeptidase activity; K48-linked deubiquitinase activity; cysteine-type deubiquitinase activity. Gene Ontology annotation, biological process: protein K48-linked deubiquitination. Gene Ontology annotation, cellular component: cell periphery; cytosol. The transcript has 5 exons. Bases 1 to 1689 code for a protein of 562 amino acids. The record is from RefSeq and is a predicted model, not a curated record. NCBI's taxonomy places the organism in Eukaryota, Oomycota, Peronosporomycetes, Peronosporales, Peronosporaceae.
AUGGACGAAGUGUACGCCAUCAAGCAAACGCAGUUUUUGGGGAAGCCCAUUCAUUAUGUGUGCCAAAGUGCAAAUGGACCAUGUCCACUUUUGGCUAUUGCCAACGUUUUGCUUCUGCGAGGGCAGCUGUCGCUUGAAGGGGUCAUUGAGACCCCUGGUCAUGUAAGUGCACAUAACCUCAUGCAUCUCGUGCACCGCCGUCUUUUAGACACAAACCCACCGCUGAAUAAUGCAAGCGAGCUAGAGCGACUAACGCAGGAGAAAACACUGAAGGACGUUGCUGAAAUGUUACCAAAGAUGUUAGUGGGACUUGAUGUCAAUGUGCGAUUUCACAACAUUACAGACUUUGAGUACACAGUAGCUUGCGCAGUAUUCGACAUGCUUGAUAUUGUGCUAGUGCACGGCUGGCUAUUAGAUGAGCAGGACAUGAAAACGAUGGAAGUAGUGGGUAACAAGUCGUACAACGAAUUGAUCGAGCGCUUGGUUGACUAUCGCGGUGUACUAUUGACAGAAAAUUCAAAUGAAGCUGAGAAACCGAUAGAUGUAGAGGCACUAGCCUCGAAUAUAAUCGUCAAGCCAGUUCAAGGAGAAGAGGAGAAAUGUACUCAAAUGAAGGCACAAGAGUCUCCGCUAGCAGCUCAGACGACAAGAAUACAGAACCUGUCGAUUGACGUUGGUUGUGCACAAGCUUCGGAUCACACUUUAGGAAGUCCAAACUCAGGCACUGUGAUGAUCUUGCCAAAAACAAGUCCUUCGAAGCAGACGUUGGAGACCAUGAUGAUGGAGCGUCACAUGAGUGAUGCAGAUGCGUUGGAUACAGCAACUACUUUAUUAGAUGAGGGGCCAAUACUUGAAGAAUUCUUUAAUUUAACUGCUAAUCAACUCACCUACUACGGACUCGUGAAGCUGCAUGAAGGUGUUCGAGAACGCCAGCUUUGUGUUUUUUUUCGAAAUAAUCAUUUCUCAACAUUGUUCAAGUUCGAAGGCGCUUUAUAUCUCCUGGUUACUGACGCUGGAUACCUCGAAGAACCUACAGUUGUGUGGGAGUUACUUAAUGGAAUAGACGGUGACACGGCGUACUUGGACGCACAAUUUCGCCCUGUGACAUUUUCAGAGCACCAGAAAAAUAUCUUGACGCAGCAAUUGCAGCAGCGAGAACAACAGCAAUGUACAGAUCAAGAGGAGCAGAAAGCGAGCGAUAAAAGCCUUACUGGUCGCAAUUUUUCGAAAAGUGAUGGCGAGCUGAACACAAACGGUAUCAAUACUACCACGACUGGCGAUCCUUUGCUACAAAGUGAGGUUAAUAUAGAAGAAAAGGAUGAAGACUAUUUGUUGGCUUUGAAAAUUCAGCAAGAAGAGGAAGUUGCAUGUCAUAACACGCGUGUGUCCCCUCGCCAUUUGCAGGCUGUUGAAAAAAGGCUUGGAGAUAGCAAAAAUGUGGGAAGUUCUUUGGGUGACGAACAUGCGGCCAUGUCUGUCAGUGCUGAUGGACUAAUGAUAGUCUCAGAGGAAGAACUUGAAGCUCAGCGACAGGCUGAGCGUUUUUAUGAAGAAAAGAAGCGGCAAAUUGACGCACAAUCGCGACAAAUUGACGCACAAUCGCGACUGCGGCAACAGCAAUUUCAGCCACACAGUUAUGGUGCUCCAAGGCGAAGCUCCACAGCAAGUAGUGAUUGCAACAUAUCGUGA